Benincasa hispida (wax gourd) is the source of this 2349-nucleotide messenger RNA. RefSeq lists its product as uncharacterized. The record is from RefSeq and is a predicted model, not a curated record. Lineage: Eukaryota; Viridiplantae; Streptophyta; Magnoliopsida; Cucurbitales; Cucurbitaceae.
UUGUAUUCAUUUUUAUAUUAUGUUUUUGUUGAUAUGUCUGGGGGAUUCUUUAUGGGAGAUUCAUAGUUUGAUAUGGCUAGAGCGUCAAUGUCUAUAGCUUAGAAGCUGAAGACUCUUUAGUCUUUAGAUUAUGGAUUCUCUUGUGUUUGGGUGUAUUCCCUAUUAUAUGAGUUUUGAUUCAAAUUCAUUCACUCAGUCUCUCUUGCCCCUCUUAUGCUUCAGGUUCAUCUUGAAGAAGUUGAACUUGUAGCUGAAGAUUAGGUUAACGUAUUGCUUACUGCUUAGCCUGGUUUUUAAAUGGGCAGUUAUUUUUCUUUUUUUUUUUUUUUUUGCCCUUUAUACUUUUAUUUGUUUAAGCUCAAUAAAUCUUCGAAUAGUGUGUUCAAAUACAGUGUCUACAGAAGAUACUUAUGUUUAUGGUGUUUACAUAUUCAAAUUAUAAUGUUGUGAUGGGAAUGCUAUUAGUUAGGGGGUAUAUCAGUAAUUAAAUAGGGAAUUUGUUAUGAAAUGUGGUUAUAAAUAUUAUUUUUGUGAAUGAUUUAGGGCUUGAGAGAAUUCUCAAGAGAGGGAGGGUCCAAUUAAACGCUUGAUUUAUCUUGUAGUUUAAUUAUCUUUUGUCUUUCAAUAUAUUUGGGUUCUAUUAGUUUUCCUUUGCCCUGCCCUAUUGCUAAGUCGUCUUCAUGCAUUCUAAGAUGAGCAAAAUUGUAUAUUAUCGUGGAUAAUUGCAUUUCCAGUUUUUAACUUUAUCCAUGUCUGAUGACUCAUACUUAGGAUUUCGGAGGAUGGGUUCAAUGAAAACAGAGUUGAAAAAGGCUUGGCAGUUUUUAAUGUCAACUGAGUUUUGGAGGAUGGCUGUGCUGUGGAAUCUCUCUAUCCUCUAUUCUUACUUGCUGCUACUCUCUCAAAGAUUUCUCUCUUUCUCUAUUAACCACAGAUCUGAAACAUACUACUCCCAUGAAAGGGAUUCUCCUCGCUCCUCAGAAGCUGUCAUGCCCCUCUGCAUUAUCACCGGUGCUACUUCUGGAUUGGGUGCAGCUGCUGCUCUUGCUCUUUCUAAACGUGGUUUCUAUGUAGUUCUUGCUGGACGGUCAAGGCAUUUGUUAUUGAAGACAAUGUCAGAGAUAAAAAGACAGAAUGAAAAAGCCCUUCUUAAAGCUUUUCAAGUCGAUCUUUUAUCCAUUCAGUCAAUCUUGAAUUUCAAGAAUUCCCUUCAGCUUUGGCUGCAAGACUCUAAAAUGCAUCCUUCAGUGCAACUUUUGAUUAAUAAUGCUGGGAUAUUGGCAACGUCAUCUAGAUUUACAUCGGAAGGCUACGACCAGAUGAUGGCUACAAAUUAUGUCGGUCCGUUCUUUUUGACUCAAAUGUUAUUGCCACUCCUGAAGAACAGCCCUUUUCCAUCUAGGAUUGUGAACGUCUCAUCCUUUACGCAUAGAUGUGUUUUUGAUGUUCAGGUUGACGAGUAUACUGUAUGUGGGAAGUGCUUCAGUGGAUUGGAUCAAUAUCCAUGUUCUAGUAUCUAUGAGUAUUCUAAAUUAUGCUUACUGUUGUUCUCCUAUGAGCUUCACCGAAAACUUUCCUUAGAGAAUGGAUCUCAUAAAUUAACUGUCAUUGUAGCGGAUCCUGGAGUAGUCAAAACGAACAUCAUGAGAGAAGUUCCUACAUAUCUAUCUAAAGUAGCACUUACAAUAUUGAGGCUUUUGAGACUUCUACAACUACCUAAAGAUGGUGUCGACUCCAUUUUGGAUGCAGCCCUUGCAUCACCUGAAACAUCUGGGGUAUACUUUUUCGGUGGAAAGGGUAGAAUGGUCAAAUCCUCUGCUCGGUCGUACAACACAAAACUUGCCGAGGAGCUUUGGGAAACGUCGUCAAAUCUCUUUCUAAAAUCCCAGAUUGCUAUGGAAGGAGGAACCAGUUCUUAAUUUUGACCAUGGGAGUAUGUCAUUUCAAGUAACUUCCUCUUUUCCACAUUAUAAAAAAUUAUGAACUUGUGGUACAACUUUGUAAGACCCCUAGUCAGCGAAAUAUUAGGAUUAUAUUAUUAGUAUAGUUAUUAGUAUUGGCAUAUUAGUAACUAGCUAGGAAGUUUGGUAGACUUUUAGUUCUAAGUAGAGGGAGUGGAUUAGGAGCAAAGGGAUCAUUUUGGUUGGAAUUUCUAUAAUGUGAAUUUAGGGAGAGAGAUAGCCUCUUGGAAAGAUUGAUAUUGUAAUUUCUUCACUGAUAUUGCAAUAUCAUUCUAUUUUUUAGUGGUGGUGUAUUUCUUGUGUUCUUGAAGCUUUCUUGUUAUGGGGUAACCUAACAAACUUCUUACUAAAGAUCAUUUUUUAAGAAAUGAAAUGUCUUUUAAUAUUA